AUGGAUUUUCGAUCGAAAAACUGCUUUAUAGACUUGAUCUCCUCGUUGCUAGACUGUUCCUCGUCAUAUUCUAAUUGCGAUCAGGUGAAAAAUGAGGUGUUCGAUUCGCUGAAAUCAAUAGGCGCUCAUCAGCCGAAUACCUUACUCACAGCAUGUCACCAAUACUUGUUACAGAACCCUAAAUUGUCCCCACCAUCGAAAGCUUUUGUACUGAACGCGAUCGACAGUGUGGUCUCCGACGGGAAAAUUGUGAAUGAACUGGAUGAACAGUUAGUUCUACUCAUAAUCAACCUUGCCACACAGGAGAUGACUAUGACCAGCAAAGAGGCAGACGCAGAGUGGGCAGAAUCAGCUAAGACUGUGCUGGUGACAUUGGCGAAAAGCCCUCGUUUUGCGUCUCAUGUGAUGGACGCGAUACUUCAGAAGUUUCAACCUGGAUUGACUACAAGUCCUCACCGAUAUAUUGUCUUAACAAUGGCAACCAUUGCAGAGCAUAAUCGUGAGCUUUUUUCAUUCGGGCUUGUUCCAUUUCUCACUGAUAUUUUAUCCCGAACUGUGCCGUUGCUGAGCCACGUACGAAGCGAUCCGCUUAGAUCUGCCUGGGCACGAGCGAUUUGUUCCUUCUGUGAGUGCAUUCGUGAAUGUGAAACGGAAAGACCUCAAGAAGCUGAUGAAGGCGAUGUCGAAAGUGA
Messenger RNA from Cooperia oncophora, 692 nucleotides. The record is from the annotation of a GenBank genome assembly. NCBI's taxonomy places the organism in Eukaryota, Metazoa, Nematoda, Chromadorea, Rhabditida, Trichostrongylidae.